Molecule: messenger RNA, 990 nt
Organism: Phalaenopsis equestris
Lineage: Eukaryota; Viridiplantae; Streptophyta; Magnoliopsida; Asparagales; Orchidaceae
Product: 50S ribosomal protein L33-like
Exons: 2
Coding region: 417-599 (60 amino acids)
Biological process (GO): translation
Cellular component (GO): ribosome; large ribosomal subunit
Molecular function (GO): structural constituent of ribosome
Source: RefSeq, a predicted model, not a curated record
AUCGCGUGCCCUAGCCCCAUUUUUUCGCGACACAGCCGCGGCCCCUCUUGUCGCGCCCGAAGCUCGCCGGCGAGAGCUCAACAGCUGGUGCUCCCCUCCUUGCCGGAGCUCCUAUCCGAGGCUUUCACUCGAGCAGCUGGUCUCUCCCCCGCUUCGCCAGUUCUGCCCGAGGACCCGAUCCCGAGCUUUCUCGCGGCUUCCUCCCAACGGCGACGCUUCUCCCGCCGAAUAACCGCCCCCGUCGGCGCUCCCUUUUGCGUCCUACCCGAGGCCCUCGGGAUCUGCCUUGCACGAGGAACCUUGGGCACGCCGCCCGUCCCCUCUUCGGUCCGUGUUCUCGCCGCACCCUGCUGCCGCCGGCUGCCCGACCCGCCCGAACUCUUCUUUCCUGCGACGCUGGUGCUUGAUCGAAUGCGAUGGGGAAAGAGGGAGCUAGAAAGGCCGGUUCAAUCUUCAUCAGGCUGGUUUCGGCCGCCGGGACUGGUUUCUUCUACGUAAAACGCAAGAACCCAAGGAGAAUCACUGAGAAACUCGAGUUUCGUAAGUAUGAUCCCAGAGUUAAUCGCCAUGUGCUUUUCACUGAGGCGAAGAUGAAAUAAAUGGCAUGCUGCUGGUAUUUUACUAUAUGUUUUUGUUAGUCUUGAUGUUCUGCUAGUAAACUAUUUUAUAAUUGUAAGAUUUACUUACGUGCCACCCGAUUUUUAUGUAUUUACAAAUCUAGCACCUAAAUUUGAAUUAUAUGCCAUCUUCUUUAUGCAUGAAAAGGUUUAUUUCACAUUUUAAAAUUUUAAAAUGGCGGUAGCGUUAAUGUAAGUAGAGUUUAGCUUAGAUAUGUAAUUACAUAGGAAUUGGGUGGGUAUGUAUGUAAAUGCCCCUUUGUACUUCUGUUUUGUCAAUUGAAGAGAUGUACUGCUAUUCUAUAAGCUUAUAUUUUGCAUCCUAAACUUUAUUAUAUAAUUGAAGUUGUGUUUGAUGAUUGUGAAUGAGUUG